Molecule: messenger RNA, 1879 nt
Organism: Phaeodactylum tricornutum CCAP 1055/1
Lineage: Eukaryota; Bacillariophyta; Bacillariophyceae; Surirellales; Neidiaceae
Exons: 1
Coding region: 98-1879 (593 amino acids)
Biological process (GO): regulation of transcription by RNA polymerase II; negative regulation of DNA-templated transcription
Cellular component (GO): transcription regulator complex; histone deacetylase complex
Molecular function (GO): chromatin binding; transcription corepressor activity
Source: RefSeq, a predicted model, not a curated record
CGCCUAAAUACUCCUCGGUCUCUUGUCGUGGUAGCUAUAGUAGGAGAGAUAGCGGGCUACGUCUAGAGCGGUACUAACUGUGUCCUCUGACGAGACGAUGGACAAGGAAAACCACCAGAAAGGCUCCGAACCGGUGCCGACCUCCCUUUCCGACAACGUCUCGAUGGAUACAUCCACCGACGCCAUAUCCUACCAGUGGCUGGGGGAAGGUGUUCCCGAUCCCAACGAUCCCACACGCUGUGUUUACGAACAGAUCCAGUUGGGAAGCCCGGGUGCGACGGAUACCUUUGUGGUACGCGUCGGCGACUGCGUGCUCUUGCUGACGGAACCACACCAACCGGAUUGGCCGUGUCGAGUGGAACGACUCUGGGAAGAUCCGGGAGGCGACAUCAUGUUCGCAGCACGGUGGUUCUGGCUCCAGAGCGAACUCGCGGGCUUGAACUAUCCCUGGAAAGGGGAUUUUACCAGAGGACAGCUUUUGAAAACUCUCAAACCAAUGGAGGUUGUGUUCUCCCACAAAAGUGAAUGCGACGACACUCCGAUCUCCUCCAUUCUAAAACCUUGUAAAGUCACGUUUACGGAUGCCGUGCCACCUUCUACGAGUCAAGUCAAUCAUUUCUACUGUCGAUAUUUGCUGACUCUCCAUACUGACAGUGUCAGCGUCGCACAAUACUCCGAGGCCGCAGACGCAACCAAGAAAGAUUCGGCACCACGCCAAUGUUCAUCUCAACCUUCCAACAGUACAUCCGCCACGCACAAAAACACGCACAAGGUUUACGAGAAUGAUGAAGACGGCAACGCUAGUCUGUCCAGCGAUUCCGAAUCUGAGCUGGAGGACACCGAAGCCAUGCAACAGGUCGUCGCUGAGGGCGAAGGGAGUAUCCUCCGAGGAGACAUUCUCGUUGGAAAGAAACACCAAGCUCCCAUUCCACCAUACAAUCCUGACCAACCCAUCCGGAAUCGCGGGGCUCUGUUGGUCUGGAAAAAGCAAGCAAUGAAGGACGAAACGCUAUUCGCGUUUUUGAAUCAAGUAGCCAAAUUUCACAACGAGUUCCUGGAAACCAAUGGACUAGUCCAAGAAGAACCCUACAGCCCGCUACCCGUUGGACCCACUGAACAUUGGAUGCGGGAACUCGACGGAAAACCUUUGACGGGAUCUUUCUUGUCGACGGCUGGCAUGUUGGCUUCGUCGGCCGAAACCAUUUCCGUUCCCAACUCGAACGAAAUCAGUCGUGUCCCCAAAGGCAAGAGCAAUCUUUUGAAGGAAUGUGACGCCGACGUUCUGUUGGAAAUACUGCAUGCGCACAACUACGAUACCGCUGCGGCACUGACAACAGCCCAGGAAAACUUGGAACGAUUGUCAACUGGCUGGACACGGACGGAAAAGGAAAUGUACGACGACGGCUUUCGUCGACAUCAGACGGCGUUGCGACAUAUAGCCAAGUCGAUCGCGACCAAAUCCGUCAAGCAGGUCAUUGAUUACCAUUUUAGAUUCAAGAUCCCCGAUCAAUUCCGAAAGUAUCAAGAGAAAAAGCGCGAGCAGGCCGUGCGCAUGGUGGAGUGUAUUGAGAAACGCCGAUACCAUGAUUUUGCGAUUGGCAAUACAAAUCAUGCUACCGCAAAACGCCAGAAAAAGGGCCACUGGAGCGACACGCCGGUCCUUGAUGUGGCACAAACUUUGGAGUUACGUCGCCAGCAGGCCAAGCAGCUUCUCCUGGAUGUGCGAGCAAAACUGGGGGCAGAUUGCAUGUCGGAGGUAGCCGGGAAAAUUCGGCAACUCCACGAGUCCUACGACCCAAACACGAAGGAUGCACUCUUCCGACUCUUGCGCGGAGAACCUUCCUUACAGAAGCAAUUUCUUGGUUUUCUACCCAAAUAA